AUGGGUACCAUUCGUCAAUCCGCAACACUCACAGUGGUCGUUUUGUUUGCCCUUGUGGCCGCCAUUUUCGCGACACCAGCAGCGGCUCACAACUUCUGCUUCUACGAGUGCUCCGUCUUCGCCAACGCGCCCUCAGACUGCCUUCGCACGUGGUACAUCUACAGCGAAACAGACUUCUGCGACUCCGAUCACAAAUUCGACAGCGUGUUGCGAGUCACAGACCUUGACGGGUUACCCUCUUUCGCUAACUCCUCAGCGUGCGAAGGAUUGAGCAGCGCGCAGGUGUACGGUCAGCUGGAGAACACCACGCAGCACGGAAAUGGAACACUGGAGGUGCUCGGCGAGAAGGACUAUAACGAGGCAGCGUACGACGAGUACGUGGGGUGGAUGGGCGCGGGGCGAGAGCAGUCCAAGUGCAUCAAGUGGUCGCCCGCCGCCGAGACGUACGGCAGCUGGGUCAGCGACGACGCGGGCGUGCCGGUGUACCUCAGCUGCUGGGAGCGCCUCUCGUUGGCGAAGCAGCGACCAAGAAACCAAGUGAACGGCGUCCCCAGCAGCCGCGUGGAGGUGUGGCACGCAGAUCAUGCUGGGCGCGCACGAGAGGAGGGCGGCGGUGGCGCUGGCAGGGGUGCGGUGGGCAUGCUGGGGAAGUCGGGCGCCACCUCCACGUGCUGCUCCCCCUGCCCUCCGCCAUGCCGUGGUGUGUGGUGGGCGCAUGGCAUGCAUGGGGGGGAUGAUGGGGGUAAGCACUCAUGGGUGCAGUCAUGGGUGCACUCAUGGGUGCACGUGGUGCGAGGAAAGGGUGGUUGGGAACAAGGGGAGGGUGGGAACGAGGGGGGGGGCGAGGAGUACCUGCAGGAGGGCGAGUACCUGCAGGAGGGCGAGUACCUGCAGGAGGGCGAGUACCUGCAGGAGGGCGAGUGCCUGCAGGAGGGCGAGUGCCUGCAGGAGGGCGAGUGCCUGCAGGAGGGCGAGUGCCUGCAGGAGGGCGAGUGCCUGCAGGAGGGCGAGUACCUGCAGGAGGGCGAGUGCCUGCAGGAGGGCGAGGAGGGCGGCGAGCAGCGAGUUGAGCAGCAAGACGAGGCAGAACACAUUGCCCGCCACCACCCCACACGCGUAGUACCUGCCGUGUGCCACCGCAGCACCAUGGCACGGCAGCACGGCAGAGGCAGAGGAGCACUCUCGAGUGACAGAGGAGCGCUCUCGAGUGACAGCAAGCCAGUGAGAGGUGUGAGGGCGGAGGAGGGAGCGGCGGUGCCAUGGGCGCACCUGGAGAGGCGGGUGGGCGCACCUGGAGAGGCGGGUGGGCGCACCUGGAGAGGCGGGUGGGCGCACCUGGAGAGCUGUACAUGCGCGACACCUGGCCGCCCCCCAUCCCCAUGCGCGCGUGGUGAUGCGGUGCAACCAGGAGAUGCGCGUGGUGAUGCGGUGCAACCAGGAGAUGCGCGUGGUGAUGCGGUGCAACCAGGAGAUGCGCGUGGUGAUGCGGUGCAACCAGGAGAUGUGCGUGGUGAUGCGGUGCAACCAGGAGAUGCACGUGGUGAUGCGGUGCAACCAGGAGAUGCGCGUGGUGAUGCGGUGCAACCAAGAGAUGCGCGUGGUGAUGCGGUGCAACCAGGAGAUGCGCGUGGUGGAGGGCAGCAGGGUGGGGGACAGUGGGGAGGGGGGCAUGAGUGCGGCAGAGAGGCGCAGCACAGAGUGCGGCAGAGAGGCGCAGCACAGAGUGCGGCAGAGAGGCGCAGCACAGAACCGCAGCAGGCGGCCUCGAGAAUGGCAAUGCAGAAGGCCUCUGUCAGCGAGCUGGGGGGGGGUGAGAGCGAGAGAGAGAGAGAGAGAGAGAGAGAGAGAGAGAGAGAGAGAGAGAGAGAGAGAGAGAGAGAGAGAGAGAGAGAGAGAGAGAGAGAGAGGGGCGAGGCAUGGCAUGCAGGCUUGAGCAGCGCACAGCAGCGAGAUGUGAGAGAAGGACGGAUGGGAGAAGGCGCAGAGGGAAGCUGCAAAAGGAGGGGAGAUGAUGGGAGAGGAGAAGGAAGUGAGUGGGCAAGGCGAGACACACACAGAAGCGGAGAACUGUGCAGAGAGUUGUGUGGUGCGAGGUGGAUGGGGGGCGAGGCGGGGGAGAGGCGACAAGGGCGAGAUGAGUGA
Molecule: messenger RNA, 2142 nt
Organism: Closterium sp. NIES-65
Lineage: Eukaryota; Viridiplantae; Streptophyta; Zygnematophyceae; Desmidiales; Closteriaceae
Source: the annotation of a GenBank genome assembly